AUGGCUGCCCAAACAACUCCCUCGAAGCAGGCCGCUUCUGCCAUUGAGUCCUUCAAGAUGGAGUCUCCCGUCAAGAAGCUCGACUUUUCCUCCGCCAACAAGGAGAACCUCCCUGCCGAUGCCUCGCUUGAGUCCACCACCACCGACAUCAUCGACCAGAAGCCCAUUGCCAUUGCGGCCAAGAAGGACCCCAAGGAUGACGGUCCCGCUGUCGCCCCUGGCAUCAAAGCCGACGAGGCCCACGAGCCUAUCCUCGCCGAGAACGCUCAGCGCUUCGUCCUCUUCCCCAUCAAGUACCACGAGAUUUGGCAAAUGUACAAGAAGGCCGAGGCCUCUUUCUGGACCGCCGAAGAGAUUGAUCUGUCCAAGGAUCUCCACGACUGGAACAACCGCCUCAAUGCCGACGAGCAGUACUUCAUCUCCCACAUUCUCGCCUUCUUCGCUGCUUCUGAUGGCAUUGUCAACGAGAACCUCGUCGAGCGCUUCAGCGGUGAGGUGCAGAUCCCCGAGGCUCGUUGCUUCUACGGCUUCCAGAUUAUGAUGGAGAACAUCCACUCGGAAACUUACUCCCUCCUCAUUGACACCUACAUCAAGGAGCAGGCUCAGCGCACAUACCUCUUCAAUGCCAUUGACACGAUCCCCUGCAUCCGCAAAAAGGCCGACUGGGCCCUCCGCUGGAUCUCCGACAAGGAGUCUACCUUUGCCCAGCGUCUCGUUGCCUUUGCUGCUGUCGAGGGUAUCUUCUUCUCCGGCGCCUUUGCCUCCAUCUUCUGGCUCAAGAAGCGUGGUCUGAUGCCCGGUUUGACCUUUUCCAACGAGCUCAUCUCCCGUGACGAGGGUCUUCACACCGACUUUGCCUGCCUGCUGCACUCUCACCUCAACAACCGUGCAAGCAAGGAGAUUAUCAACACCAUCAUCACUGAUGCCGUCACCAUUGAGAAGGAGUUCCUCACAGAGGCUCUUCCUUGCGCUCUGCUGGGCAUGAACGCCACCCUGAUGCAGCAGUACAUUGAGUUUGUUGCUGACCGUCUCCUCGUCGCUCUCGGCAACGAAAAGGUCUACAAGUCCACCAACCCCUUUGACUUCAUGGAGAACAUCUCCCUCGGCGGCAAGACCAACUUCUUCGAGAAGCGUGUCGGCGAGUACCAAAAGGCCGGUGUCAUGGCCAGUGCGAGCAAGAAGGCUGAUGACGGUACCCCCGUCGAGGAGAACCCAGCUGGUGGUGACUUUUCCUUUGAUGACGACUUUUAA
This is a messenger RNA of Akanthomyces muscarius, 1251 nucleotides long. RefSeq lists its product as uncharacterized. The transcript has 3 exons. Bases 1 to 1251 code for a protein of 416 amino acids. Lineage: Eukaryota; Fungi; Ascomycota; Sordariomycetes; Hypocreales; Cordycipitaceae. Gene Ontology annotation, molecular function: oxidoreductase activity. The record is from RefSeq and is a predicted model, not a curated record. Gene Ontology annotation, biological process: deoxyribonucleotide biosynthetic process.